GGUCGAAAUGGAUAAUUGUAACGGCAUGCGAAAUGAAAACGAAAUCGUCGUGUAAAGGUGAAGAAAUCAUGGAACGUUUGUGUAAAGCUACAAAUAAAACUCGUGAACUGGGAAAAAGUUCUAAACAAUCAUUUGAUGAUCGUGUUCUACUCAACCUAAUAGAAAUUGACGAUGAUGAUCAAGAUGCAAUCUCCAUAAUACCACUACAGAAGAAAAUUUAUCAACGGGUAUGUACACUGAUCAGGUAUGC
This is a messenger RNA of Didymodactylos carnosus, 250 nucleotides long. The record is from the annotation of a GenBank genome assembly. NCBI's taxonomy places the organism in Eukaryota, Metazoa, Rotifera, Eurotatoria, Philodinida, Philodinidae.